Molecule: messenger RNA, 2815 nt
Organism: Stomoxys calcitrans (stable fly)
Lineage: Eukaryota; Metazoa; Arthropoda; Insecta; Diptera; Muscidae
Gene: Edc3
Product: enhancer of mRNA-decapping protein 3
Exons: 5
Coding region: 528-2327 (599 amino acids)
Biological process (GO): P-body assembly; deadenylation-independent decapping of nuclear-transcribed mRNA
Cellular component (GO): P-body
Molecular function (GO): mRNA binding
Source: RefSeq, a predicted model, not a curated record
GAAAGUUGACUUUUAGAUCCCUACGCAGGUGAAAUCGUGAAAAAUAAAACAAGAUUAAUAAUUGGUAUUAAAGAAAAUUAAAAAGUUAACAUUACAACGUGCAAUUAACCCAACAAUUGCAAAACAUAAACAAAUGCAACACAAAAUCACAAACGCAUCGGAUGAAUUCAAAAUAUAUUUGUUUAAAAGUAUUGGGAAAUUGAAAAAGUUGGCCAAUUAGGUACAAAAAUUAUUUGCGUUGUAACUCCAGCAUAAAUCUGGAGAAAACUGAGAAAGCCAGAACUUCGCCAAGAAAAAGAAAAAAGCACACAAGCACUGUCAUACACUAAAGUGAGGGGCUCUCGAUUAACGGUUCUAAUUUUGUUGGAAUAUAGAGACGAUAGACAGAUAGCCCGAACAUAAGACUGAUAGUAGUAGGAAGCCAUCAAGCCAAUUUCAAUUUCAAGCUCUCUUGUUGGCAAUAUUUGGCGAGAGAAAAUUCUCCAAUCGAACAAAACGUCGUAGCUAGCGGUUGGCCACAGGUGGAAAUGGAAGACGAUUGGACGGGCAAAGCGGUAUCCAUUGAGUGCGAUGCCAAGCUAGGCGUAUUUCAGGGCAUUAUAUCUCAGUGUACUCCCUCGGAAAUAACCAUAGUUCGUGCAUUUCGCAAUGGUGUGCCACUACGAAAACAAGACGCCGAGGUGACGCUGCGUUCUUCAGACAUUUUGAAGAUAAAUCUAUUGCCGGCAUACAAUAACCAGAGUACCGUAACUCCUUCUGUAAUAAAUAAGCCCACCCCGGUUAAGCAACCGAAUUUCGCCAACGUAUCCAACGGAGGGGGUGCACACAGCCAAAACCAUAUACAAAAGCAGGACGUCAAUUCUGCACUUAGCAACAAGAUGAAACAAAGUAAUGCGCCCAAUCAAGAAGCUAAUGUCCUAUCACCCACAUCUUCAAGAGCGCCCAGCGCACAACAACUAACGGCGUUCAACAACGGCAAAAAAUCAAAUUCACCCAAUCCCUCGAGCAGUGUGGCCCUGUUCUUUGGCAAUUUAAUACCGCCAAAAGUAGAGGUGAGGCUGGGCGCGGCAAGUUGUUCGGCCUCAGUUUGUUCCACUUCUAAUAGUUGUAAUGCGGAGAGUUUUGGCAGUAGCGGCGGUGCAUUAACUAGCAGCAAGCCCAUCGAUAUUGUUCAGAGUGGAGGUUCUUAUUACCCUGGCCAGAAAGAAAAUGGCGCAGCCUCCUAUUCGAGCGGAAAUGGCAAUGGCAAUGGCAAUGGUAAUGGCAGAUCACAACGCCAAUCCAUAAAUGGUAAUAGCUGCACAAGCAUGACCAACGGAAAUGGAUCUCGUAAUAAGCAACGCAACAACAAACAAGUCCGCAGGGAGAACAGCAUUAAACAUAGCCAAACGUUUAGCGCAUCCAUUGACGAUCCUCUCCUGCAUGAGGAUUUCGAUUUUGAAGGUAAUUUGGCCUUGUUCGACAAGCAGGCUAUAUGGGAUUCUUUGGAAGCAGGCAAAAAGCCGGAUCUGGUGCAACAUGCUGUAUCGGCUUCCAACCAAAAAAAGUACAGGCACGAUGAAAAUAUUCUUCAUAGUGAACCGGCAAAAAUGCGACAGAUAGAAUCGCUGUUUGAGGGCUCGGAGGAUUUUGUAACGGACGAGGGACUUAUAAUACCAACGAUACCCACAUAUGUGAGGUCGAAAAUUGAAAUGUGCGCUCAGAAAUGUGGCCUGUCGCUGCAGCGCCAAUUGGAUUUGCUGGCUCGGGGAACUACUGACUUGGCAAUUUUGUUGCUAGGUGGUGCACGACGUUUGACUCCGAACAAUCGUCAUCAGUGGCCAACAGUGGCAAUCAUAUGUGAAAAAUCGGAAAAUUUCAGAUCGAGCAAUGUCGGAGCCGCUACGGGCCGUCAGCUAGCUUCGCAUGGCCUGAAGGUACUACUUUACCUCGAAGAAGACUCAAAUAUAGAACAGAAGAGUAUAGAAAUUUCGCUUUUCAAGGCGACUGGGAAUACGGUGGUGUAUUCCGUUGAAGCUCUCCCCACACCUGAUCUUGUGAUAUUGUCGACAAAUUCUGCUAAUUUGUCGGCCAAUGUGAAAAAAUGGUUAAGUGAAAACCGUGCAUCCAUUCUGGCCAUUGAUCCGCCACCAAGUGGCAUUAAUGAUGUUUCCAUUAAAUAUUCAAUUUUACCAAUCUUACCAUUAAAUGGCAUAUCAUCGAAUAGUUGUGGCAAAUUGUAUUUAUGUAAUCUGGGUAUACCGGACAAAUUUUUUUUCGAUGCUGGCAUUAAGUACAAAAGUCCAUUUGGGCAUAAAUUUGUGAUAGCGAUCCACUCAAAGGACUGAAACAAUCAUCAGAAUUUGAAACAAGCAUUCAAUCAUGGAGAUUAAACAAAAGCAAAGCAUAAAGGAAUCUUCAAACAAUCAAACACACACAACCAAGCAACAAUUUAAGCAACAUUUUAAACGUGGCAGCAAUUUUAACGCAGUACGAUCGAUAACUUUGUCGGAGGAGGUUGUUUUGCCGUGCAAACUUCUUAAAAACAAUCGAGAGCAACAUUCACAUUAACAACAACAGCAACAAGAACAGAACAAAUGCCAUUUUAUCAAAACGAAAAACAAAAAGCUUUAAUAUUUUCACUGACUGUUCUUUGUUGAAUAUUGAAAUGAGCCUAAAUAGGUAAACCGCUCCACUAAUUAGUGUUGAUUUCAAAAUAACAUUCCCGCCAAAUUUAACUCUUACCCUCUUCCAUUGUCCCCUCCAUCGUGCAAUGCAACAACAUCAACAAUUCUGAGAAAUAAACAGAAAGAAGAUUCCACAUAAUGUUGUUUAA